AUGAGCUCGGUGCGGGUCGACAGCCAUCAGUGCUGCGGCCUGGCGGCAGCCUCUUCCGACCCGCCGUCGCCCGUCGCCGCCGCCGCUGAGGCGGGCAGCAGCAGUGGGACCGGCGCCGCUGGUGGCUGCUCGCCGAUGCCACGGGUGUGCGGCGUCCGCUUUGGCUCCGUCGACGUGCUCUACCACAGCGUACAUCUCGACGACUCAAAGCUGCCGAGCGACGGCCUCGCACCGCUCGGACUCGGAGAGCUGCAGCGGCGGGAGCAUCUGCAGGUGGACAGCUUCGAGCGGCAGCGGUGCGGGCAGCGCUGCGACGGCGGGGCGAUGGUGAUCCCGCCUGCCGAGAGGGCCUCGCUGGCCGGCAUGAAGCGGCAGGCCUCCCUCGAGGCGAUCGAAAAGGUGAACAAGCAGCUGCGGCUGGAGCGAGCGAGUUCGCCCGCGCCGCCGCCGCUCGGCUCGCCGCCGCUCGGCUCGCCGUUUGGCUCCGCGGCGCGCAUCGCUCCCGUCGCCGCGGUGGGCGGCGGGGCGGAGCUCGAUGUCUGCGCCGCCGCCGCCCCGGCCGCCGGCCCCGUUGCGUUUCGCGCAGAGAGUGGCGACGCCGCGGAGAGGGCGGCGGAGGCGUUGGCCGCCGCUGCCUCGACCGAGGUGUGA
Molecule: messenger RNA, 651 nt
Organism: Emiliania huxleyi CCMP1516
Lineage: Eukaryota; Haptophyta; Isochrysidales; Noelaerhabdaceae
Exons: 4
Coding region: 1-651 (216 amino acids)
Source: RefSeq, a predicted model, not a curated record